AAUUGUUAGUCUACGAAAUUUUCAGUUUUUCAUGUAUUCUUCAGGGAUCCGGGUCUUUACAUGCUAUUGCGAUGUGUAGAUUUUGUAGUUUUGAUUUCGCGAAAUGAACAGUGAUGAUAGAUAAAUAAAAGUACGGUUCCGUGACUGAGCAUAGUCAGUCGGUCUUGUGUCUACAUUUCAAGUGCAGUGCGCCAUUGAGCUCGUGAGAUAAAAAAUAAGGAAUGUGUUUAUCGUUUCUCGUUAUUUUGUUAAAACAACGGCUAGUGUACUAGUUCGUUAUGUGGCAAAUGGAAGAUAUUUAGGACGAUUGUAUCAGUUAUGGCAGACUGUAUAGAUUCGCGUAUAACAACAAAGUGUAUUUCAAGAACUGGAAGAGUUCCGCAGUUACGAACAUGGAUUUGGAUUUUAUUAUUGCAGUGUUUAAUAAGCUUCCCGUGUAUAUUUUCAAAAUGCUUGACUGUGGAUUUAACAGUUCGAAUAUACCCAGAAGGAGAUUUUCCACUACCUUAUGGACAACCCUUAGAAUUAAUUUGUGUUGCUGAAAAUUACUCUUCGAGUGAUAUCGUGUUUACGCUUUCUGGAAAACCAGUGGAAUCAGAAGUUAUCAACUCCACGUCACGGAGAUUGUAUAUUGAAAAACUAGAAAAGAAUGUUUAUCCAUACUUUUGUGCAAAUACAAAGACAAACAAAAAAUGUGUAAGCAGAGUACUUGUUGACUCACCACCUGAAGAUAUUUUAGACUUUAAAUGUAUUUCAAAAAAUCUAGAGAUUCUAAAUUGCUCAUGGACAAGCCCAGAAUCCUUAAGUAUCACAACUUAUAAUUUGACAUUUGCAGCAAAUGGUAACUUUGUGAAACCAUGUGUGGCAGAAAAGGUAGAAAACUCAAGGACUAGGUACUGUGUAUGGAAUACAACAAGUAAGCCUAGAUAUAGACAGCAAGAGGAGGUACAAUUCUUCAACUUAACUGCAUGCAAUGUUUUCGGCUGCAAUAGUCAAAACUUUACAAUAAAUCACUAUGCCAUAGUUAAGCCUCAGCCUCCAUCAGAAUUGAAAACAAUUAAAAUAGGAACCCAUAAAGUUGUUCUCAAAUGGAGUAUAUCAAAUAAUAUGUAUGAUUUUGUACCUUGUGGAGUGCAGCAUAAAAUACAGUAUCAGAUUGCAAAAAUAGAUAAUAAAACUUCUUUUCAUGAAGUCGAUACUUCAAUGCUUCCUAUAAAGAAUAAAACAUACAAGUUCAAUUUAACAAAUCUUGAAUAUGCUCAUAUGCAGUAUGAGGUCAGAAUAUAUAUCAAGUCAGUCAUGGCUCCAGAUUCACCAGAUUUCUGGUCAGAUUUUAGUUAUGUUGUAUUCUAUACAGCUAGCGAAAGACCGCAGAGGCCUCCUGAUACAGCAGCGGGUGCCUUUGAUAGAUCCCUUUAUGUUGACAGAAGGAUAUUGUAUAUAUACUGGAAACAGCUAGAAUACUAUGAAGAGGCAGGUGCUAAUUUCACAUACAAAGUUCUUGUGUCUCAAGAUAACAAAACACAGACAUUAUUCCCAGAUAAGAGUAAAAGUUUAAGUUAUGUGAUGUUGAAUGCUUCUCUGAGUUCAUUGGAUGUGGAUAUUUGGUCCUUCAAUAUAAAUGGAUCUUCAGUGAACAGUAGCCAUUUGUAUAUUCCACCUGAAAAGGAUAUUCACUCACUCGGUCUUACUUCAUUUACAAAGCUAGCCUAUGAAAAUGGAACAUAUGAACUAUCUUGGAUUGGGAUAAAGAAUAUUGAUAAUUACACUUUAUUCUGGUGUCAGCAUAACAGUACCAAUAUUUGUGCUGGUCAAAUGGACUUUGCUGUGCUUGAGCCACACAAGAAUCAUCAUGUGAUAGACCUACCAAGAGAACAUAGGUAUCAAUUUGCUAUAUCUGCUAAUAAUGGAUCUAGAACUAGUGGAAUGGUUUGGGCAAAAUGUGACAUAUCAAAGGAAGGUUUUGUCAUGUAUCGCUUUAAUCUCAACCUAAACUAUGAUGCACCUGGAAAAUCUUUUGUUACCUUAAGAUGGCAAAUGGAAUGCAUUCUGCAAGAUGGGAUCAUUACUGGAUUUAAUAUAAGUUACUGUCCUAUUAUAAAAACUAGUACUUUGUGUGAUAAAUCUGUUGCAAGCAAAGAUUUGUAUAUUCCAGAUCCAAAACAGACUUAUGUUACUAUAGAAAAUUUAUUACCGUUCAGAACUUAUCAAUUUACAAUUGCUAUAGAUACAAUUUAUGGACAGAAAACUGUUCGCAAUGCUACGGCAGUUUUAACUACUUCAGAAGAUAGACCAACUAGCCCUACAAAUUUGGUAAUAUCCAAUGUAAGGAAUGAUUCAUUGGUCAUUUCAUGGGAUCCACCAUUGCAACGGAAUGGUAAUAUAGGGAAAUAUGUUAUUUACAAUUAUGAUAAAGAAAUCUAUGUUGAUAGUGUCCCUGGUACUGAUACUUCUAGUAGAAAAGUGACUUUGUUAGGGCUGCAAGGCUUUAACAACUAUUCUUUGUCAGUCCAAGCAUGCAAUAUUGCCAUUGGGUUAUGUUCCAAGCCAAGUCCUAAGAAUGGAAUAUUUGUAAGAACAAGAAUUGGUGCUCCAAGUAGACUAAGAGCUCCAACUGUUACUAAUAAUCCAGAUGUACUGAAAUGGGACCCCCCAGAGGUUCCAGGUGGUACCGUGGAUUUGUAUCAAAUAAUGAGAAUAAGAGAUGAUAAGGAACCUGAAUUCAUAAACACAACUAAUUUGUCUUAUUCGCUUACACAUUGCGAUGGAGUUCUUUCAUCAGAGACUUACCAAGUAAGAGCUUUGAAUUAUGAUGAAGAUUUGUAUCAUGGAGUGAUGGGAAAUGUUAAUAUUACAGAGAGAAAUUCCAGUAAUAUUGAAAUAUAUGCUGGUCCCUGGAGUGAACCCAGCCUGGUAGCUUGUAGAAGCAGGGAUGGUCUUGCUAUGAUAUUAAUAUUAAUGGGUUUAUUUGCUGUUGGAGGUUUUGUAUAUGGGGCCAUAAAAUUGUAUAGAAAAUACAGGAAGAUGGAAGACAUUAAACCAGUUCUACCUUAUGGGUUAGGAGAACCAGAGAAAGAUAGAACUAAAUUUACCUAUCCAGAUUGGAAUCCAUCUAAUAAAGAUGAAAAGCCAUCAUCGGAUGAAAUGUUGUUAUUACCCAACAGCAAAAGCACUGUAUCAUCAACUGAUAUAAAACAAAAAGAUGACAACUGUGCUGCAAGUGAUCAUACUGAUAGUACAGCACUGUCAGAUUCAUCAGCCGGACCAGUGGAUAGACAAGUAUCUACAUCAGAUGAUGGAUCAAACUCAUCACUUCAUCUAGAAGCAGAAACUGAUAAAGGAGAUGACAGCACAAUAGUGCAAGAAGAAGACUCGUCUAAUGAGGACACAGAGAGUUCUCGUGAAAGCUCACCAUACUUUAGUGAUAAGAAUUUCAAAAAGAAUCCUACCAGUGGCUAUGUACAGCCAGUAGUAAAUCCGGCUACUGGCUAUGUACAAUCUGCCCCAGCUAAUAAGAACACCCCUCAAAUACCAAAUUCACAACCUACUACAUCAAGUUAUGUUAUGGCCGGAUUGCCUUCGCCGCUAUUCACGAUGCCUACAGCGCCAAUAAAAGGCUUAAAUCCUGCUCCAUCGUCGGGAUAUGUUCUUCCCGAAGAAACUCAAGUCAAAUCAAUGAUGGGCUUCCCGAAGCUAGCGCCGACGGCACCCAAAGUUAUGGGUCCCGAAAGCUUGCCAACCUUGCCUACCUUGCCGCCGCCAGUUAAACCUAGUGCAGACAAUAGCUAUAUACAAUUGCAAUCAUUGGAUUCAUUGCCUAGUCUUAAAACAAGUGUGCGAAACACUGUGCCAUUAAAACCACCUGCCUCCAAUGGUUACGUCAGCCCCGGCGACGUUGUGAUAAAUAAGCAUCUCAAUAAUAUGCUGUCUGCUGGACAACUAUCUGAAGAGUCUGCGAUCCUCGAUCCGACGAUGUCCCCUGACGCGUACUGCCGGUUCUCAUGGAGCACGGAUCCAGCGAACGAUAACUUGCAUUCGUUACUCGCGGACUCACCUUCGAGAAGCGUCCCUAAGAAUUAAAUUAUUUAUGUCGAC
Molecule: messenger RNA, 4095 nt
Organism: Colias croceus (clouded yellow)
Lineage: Eukaryota; Metazoa; Arthropoda; Insecta; Lepidoptera; Pieridae
Gene: dome
Product: cytokine receptor
Exons: 1
Coding region: 319-4080 (1253 amino acids)
Molecular function (GO): protein binding
Source: RefSeq, a predicted model, not a curated record